AUGGAUGGAAAUGGAUGGGGUGAAGAGAGUUAUGAUGCUGGAAUUGCUGGUGGUUGGGGUGAAGCAUCAUUUGUGGAAGCUGAUGAAUACAAAGAAUGCCAACACACCACGAAAGUACCAUUUCCAGCUACGAUCAAAGAUCUUAGUCAGUUAGCAAGCAAUGAAGAGAAAAUAACAACCGGUAAAUAUACCUUCAGUACGAUUCGAGUUGUUGGCCAUGUGAAGGAAUCGCUACAAACAGAUGGAGGACAAUCUGUCGAGUAUACAUUAUCUGAUUAUCAUGAUACAUAUGCCACAUUUCUCGUCAUUCACUACAAAGGCGUGCUUGCAAGUGCUGCAGCAAAUUCAGAUGCAGUAGUAGAGGGAACGGAUAUUUCUGUUGUGGGAAAAUUGCGGAGUUUUAGUGAACGACUUUGUAUUGUUGCUUUUGAUGUUCGAGAGAUAGAGGAUAAGAGAGAGAUUGAUGCUUUUCAUUUAGAAGCUCGACUUGCUCGCCUUUUCUAUGCGAAAGAUGUGCUGGAUAUAGCAUUAUCAGAAAAAUGGAUAGCUUUAUCCGCAGAUACAAUGUUACGUGUAAAUGAAACAGAUGGAGGACAAACUAAAACGACCAGCGAUUGGAAGAGCAAUAUAAAAUCUAAUUUGAAAUCAAGCAGUUUAAUGCAACAAAGUUCAUCACGAUCAAUUCCUGAUAGUGGUUGUCGUGGAUUAACUGGUCAGAAAGCUGAGAUAUUUAAAUAUUUGCGUAGUAAUGGCGAUCCAGUUAUUGGAGCUAGUAUUGAUGAUAUACGUACUGGCAUCCCAAAAAAUCACUUUAAUUCAUCCAAAUUUGCCGAGGAUAUUGAAUAUUUAGCUUCUGAAGGCCUGAUUUAUGCUACUUCAGACGAUGAUCAUUAUGCCGCCAAUGCAUAA
Brugia malayi is the source of this 909-nucleotide messenger RNA. RefSeq lists its product as uncharacterized. The transcript is spliced from 6 exons. The coding region runs from base 1 to 909 and encodes 302 amino acids. NCBI's taxonomy places the organism in Eukaryota, Metazoa, Nematoda, Chromadorea, Rhabditida, Onchocercidae. The record is from RefSeq and is a predicted model, not a curated record.